This is a messenger RNA of Durotheca rogersii, 2816 nucleotides long. RefSeq lists its product as uncharacterized. The coding region runs from base 455 to 2314 and encodes 619 amino acids. Gene Ontology annotation, biological process: positive regulation of mRNA splicing, via spliceosome. The transcript has 10 exons. NCBI's taxonomy places the organism in Eukaryota, Fungi, Ascomycota, Sordariomycetes, Xylariales, Xylariaceae. Gene Ontology annotation, molecular function: RNA binding. Gene Ontology annotation, cellular component: spliceosomal complex. The record is from RefSeq and is a predicted model, not a curated record.
CUCCUCGUCUGUCUCUUGCGCCUGCUACCCUCUCUCGUCUCGCCACCCUCCUCCACACGUCAUCUUUCUCUUCCUUCUAUCUAUGUCACCGCGACCUUGUCUCGAGAAAUAAACCACACGCACCCGCAACAUCUCUCGUGGUAUCACGAGGCGCACCGCCAACGUCGUUGAAUCCGCAAUCACAUCGGUAUGCCCGAGUGCUGUCCCGUGUGCUUGAUCUUGUCUUCCUGCUUCCAUCUCCAUAGCAACCUUCUGAUGCCCCGUCCCCUCCUCUCACACAACCCUCCUAAACAAGACCGGACACCACCCCACUCGUCCCAUCUUCUUCCUGCAAAGAUCACGAUACCCUAGACGUUUCCCUCGUUGUCCGCUGCCGCACUCCCUCACUGCUAACCGCUUACCGACAUAUCCCUGCAUUAGUGGAAAUAGCCUAAAUCAUCCUUUGGAAUUCAUCAUGUCUGGCUUGCGAAAGAAGCAGUCGGUUAGCCUGGCCGUCUCGGCCGACAACUCCCCCUGCAAGUCUCCAAGCUCGAAGUCUGACCAGGGAGGAGGCGUCCGUCUCGACGCUGUCCUAGAUGGCCUCUCCCUUGAUGGGUCCCCUUCACGUUCGCCAACCGCGAAUAUCUAUGAGCCUCUUGGUGCCCGUAAUGGCCAUGGCUCCCCACGCUUUGGAGGACAUCGGCUCCGUGGUGCAAAGUCGCAGAACAAUAUCGGAUUUCAGGUCGGAAAGUAUGAUGACGAUAGAAAUGUCUUUGGUAUCUCGCCCAACGAAGUCCGUGGAGCUUAUACACAGGCACCCAUGACCGUUGGAUCGACCAUGCAAGCCGCGUUUCCAGUGUGUCCGGCCCGUACGCCUCUGCGUUCCCGCGCUUCUGAGCUUGGUAUCCGAUCUCAGGUCGCUGGUAUUGAUGCCCAAGCUUUUUACCCCGCGACAGCUUGUGUGUUCGUCGCGAAUCUCCCCGAGAACGUUAAAGAUUCCCGUCUCGAGGCCGAGGUGACCCGGGCCUUUAGCAAAUUCGGUAUCGUCUUCGUGAAGAUCCGGCGAGACCAGCGCAACAUGCCAUUCGCGUUUUGUCAAUUUACCAAGGACGAGGAUGCGCAUACUGCCAUGGCUCAGGGCAAAGGCAUCCUUAUUGAAGGUCGCCCUUGCCGCACGGAGAUGGUUAAAGCUAACCGGAGUUUCGUCAUAUAUGACAUCGUCGGUCACGGCGUCGAUGUCGAAGACGCACGCACUCGGAUGUCCACUUACGGACCUCUUAGCAAAUGUGAAGAGCUCCAUCCCCAACUCCAGCAGGCCUUGGGGACCCCAGGCGGUAUCUUGUUCGAGUUCGCCUCGUUCGAUCCAAACCGAGAUGUCAUCACGGCCUAUAAAUACCACCCCCAGUACCGGGUGGUCGCGUAUGACCUCAAAAAGUCCGCCCAGCCUAAGCCAGACGCCGACGAGAUCUGGCUGCAGCGGUAUGAGGUUGAUCGUCGAUCAGUCUUCAUAGGUAAUCUUCCUAUCGACGUUCCUGAUAUUGAGGACAUUUUAAAGGACGUCGCUAGCGGAGUAGGUGACGUAGAGAAAGUGCACGUCAUCCAGAAGGACGCUAAAGGAGGCCAUAACAAUCCUAUUGCGUUUGGUUUUAUCGAGUUUUCCCGCCCGGAUCUGGCGGAAUUGGCCGUCAUGCAACUGAACGGAAUGAUCUUGGAGGGAUCUUCGGUCCGAGUUGAACGCAAAGCUAGUCGCGAGUCCCAGAACAAUCGAGGCACGCCAUCCCGUAUGAUCCUUAAUGACGCCCGUAGUCCUGAGGAUUAUGAGCGUCAUCGGGUCCGAAAUAUUCCGACAGGAGACAAGGCUGCCGAGCCCAGGACUCCUGUGCGUGGACGUACAGGAGAGGAUUCACUGCCCCCGACCAGUGCGUCCAAGAGUGACGGAACGGCCGCAUCCGGUGGCCGCAGAGAUACAGCCCAGGCACAGACGUACCAUACGUAUGCGCCGUACGGAGCUCGGCCCUAUGCCAGCCCGACGUAUGUGCCACCAUAUGAUCCUCACAUCAACACAGGAGGGUUUCCGGUCACACCGCAGGGCACUCCGGGCAUGCUCAGUCCUUACGGUCCCAAUGCCUUCUACAGCACACCGUACUCGUGGAUGACGCCGUACCUUCAGGACCCAAACUUUUCGCAGGUGAACUUUUAUCACCCAUAUUCGCAUGCGUCAGAGCCCCGUUCCGUUGGAGACUUUAGUGUAACGGGCGCGUUGUCCACUCCCACCCGAGGCAGCACUCGUCAAGAUAAGCCUCGCAAUGGUGAUGAUGCCCACCAGGAGGCUUAGCUCAUGGAGUCGACUGAAGGCAUCCGCUCGUCAUCUCGCUAAUACCGAGGGUACGAUUCGUCAUCCGUCAUCCCAUUCAUCGCGAGAGGAGAGAAGAAACAACCGGACGACAAGUCUCUCUCCAUACCCGGCGGACGCUGUGGUGCUCGCAUUUGCUCCUUGUUUUGGCGUUUAGGAACCCGAAAACCAAAUCUUUUUACCCUGGCCACGACGCACCAUUAGCUACUCAUCGGCCCGAACCUUUGCUUCCCUGUUGUUAUUGUUGUUGUUGUCAUUGUUGUUCUUCCUCUGUCGUUUUCCAACUUCUCUCAUCUUCCGUACUCGGGCAGGGUCCACGAUAGUUCCACUCGGCCCGGCAUGAUGUGUGCUCUUUGGCCAAAUUGGCCCUCUUUGUACCAAGGCUUUAUUUCGUACCUUUGCUAAUCGAGACCCUAUUACCUCUACACUGUUAUCUGCAACUGGAGGGUCAGAUGGAAGGACUUCCAACCCCACUGCCAAUGAC